GCGGAGGGGCGCUCCCCUCCUCAUGCCGCCCCCUCGUGCCCUCCCCGCCCCGUCCAUGUUCUGGAAGGAUGAGACCUCCGCCCCUCAGCCGGAGGGCGAGCAGCAGCCGCGGACUGAGGCCCAGCCGGACGGGGAGGCGCUCCCUUGCGCCCUGGAGAAAGAGGAGGCGCGCUCGGGCGCCAGCACCCCCUCCACGCCCUCCGUGUGCUCCCCGCCGUCCUCCGCCUCGUCCUCGCUGCCGUCGGGAGCCAAGAACCUCUGCUCCAGCUGCGGCCUGGAGAUCUUGGACCGGUACCUGCUCAAGGUGAACAACCUCACCUGGCACGGGCGCUGCCUGGAAUGCUCCGUGUGCCGGACCUCGCUCCGCCAGCAGAACAGCUGCUACGUGAAGAACAAAGAGAUCUUCUGCAAGAUGGACUAUUUCAGUCGGUUUGGUACAAAAUGUGCCCGGUGCGGGAGACAGAUCUAUGCCAGCGACUGGGUCAGGAGAGCCCGUGGCAACGCUUAUCACUUGGCCUGCUUCGCCUGCUUCUCUUGCAAGAGGCAGCUGUCUACCGGCGAGGAAUUCGGCCUGGUGGAGGAAAAAGUCCUUUGCCGGAUUCACUACGACACCAUGAUCGAGAAUCUCAAACGGGCGGCAGAGAACGGCAAUGGAAUCACGUUGGAAGGGGCGGUCCCGUCCGAGCAAGACAGCCAGCCGAAGCCGGCGAAGAGAGCCCGGACGUCCUUCACGGCGGAGCAGUUGCAGGUCAUGCAAGCACAGUUCGCUCAGGAUAACAACCCGGACGCACAGACCCUUCAGAAGCUGGCGGACAUGACGGGCCUGAGCAGAAGAGUUAUUCAGGUUUGGUUUCAGAACUGCAGGGCGCGACAUAAAAAGCACACGCCCCAACACGCGGUGCCCCCGUCGGGAGGUUCCCAGUCCCGCAUCCCUUCGGUGCUGCCUGACGACAUCCACUAUUCCCCCUUCAGCAGUCCCGAGAGGGCCAGGAUGGUGACGCUGCACAGCUACAUAGAAAGUCAGGUCCAGUGUGGGCAAAUGCACUGCCGCCUCCCCUACACUGCCCCUCCUGUGCACCUCAAAGCCGACAUGGAAGGACCCCUAUCGAGUAGGGGGGAAAAGGUCAUCUUGUUCCAGUACUGACUGCUCACGCUCUUCCUGAUCUCCCGGGGAUGCCUGCGGUGCGGCCGUGCUGCUAAGUCACCUGCCGUUGGACCCAUGGCAACCGUGAGCGAUGGGAAGCCGCCUCUGGUAUUCUGAGUCCCGUCGACCCAUCUGGCACCUGGCUCUCAACCAACCUCCGGUAGUGCCGUCACCACCACCUGUUGAGCGCCUGGUUGUGUACUUCUGCCAUUCCUCCUCUUUGGGACUCGUUGGCUGGCAGAGAUUGCAGGGCAGUGCCCUCUCCGACCAACCCAUGAAAGCCACGAGACCUGCAAUCACUCCCAGAAUGGAAGGAAGAGGGAAAGUUGGUGGCCAAGCUGUGGAUGUGUCCAUUACUACCAGUAAACCAUACGGGGAAAAGAAACUGAGCCACCUGGGCGAAAGUGUUCCUUCUUAUGUGUUGGUCACCGUUGAUCUUAAACCCCUGUAAGAAUCAAGUGAAGUCUACUGACAAACCUGCCCAGCCUUUGAACAGAGACCUGGAGGCUAAAUUCUUUCUCCAUUCAACGGAGUGUCACCAGCCGGAACUAUGGACCUAUGUCUUUCAGUUUUUUUAAAAUGAUCGGGUCUUUGACCUUCCCUGUCGGAAACAUCUGUCUACUUCUUUGACAGGCAGGAGUUUGCAGUUCUGAAACCAAAUGCCCGUGGUCUGUAUUGGAAGGAUCCAUUCUCGUUUGCUCACAAACCGGCACGUACGCUUCUAACCUAACUGUCC
Messenger RNA from Elgaria multicarinata webbii, 1880 nucleotides. RefSeq names its product LIM homeobox 6 (gene LHX6). The record is from RefSeq and is a predicted model, not a curated record. Gene Ontology annotation, cellular component: nucleus. Lineage: Eukaryota; Metazoa; Chordata; Lepidosauria; Squamata; Anguidae. Gene Ontology annotation, biological process: neuron differentiation; regulation of transcription by RNA polymerase II; forebrain neuron development. The transcript has 9 exons. Gene Ontology annotation, molecular function: RNA polymerase II transcription regulatory region sequence-specific DNA binding; DNA-binding transcription factor activity, RNA polymerase II-specific. The coding region runs from base 23 to 1144 and encodes 373 amino acids.